Lathyrus oleraceus (garden pea) is the source of this 1338-nucleotide messenger RNA. RefSeq lists its product as uncharacterized. The record is from RefSeq and is a predicted model, not a curated record. NCBI's taxonomy places the organism in Eukaryota, Viridiplantae, Streptophyta, Magnoliopsida, Fabales, Fabaceae. Bases 1 to 1338 code for a protein of 445 amino acids. The transcript has 2 exons. Gene Ontology annotation, molecular function: RNA-DNA hybrid ribonuclease activity; nucleic acid binding.
AUGCGUUUCGAGUUCCCCGACGAGGAUAUCAUGUUGAUUAGGGAUUGCAACAUCCCUGGUCCCGAGGAAGGACCCGAGCCUGGAUCCCGAUGGACCAUGGUUUUUGAUGGAGCUUCUAAUGCUCAUGGCAAUAGCGUUGGGGCAGUAAUCACUUCUCCAACUAAUUUCCACCUCCCCUUCACCGCCCGAUUAUGUUUUGAAUGUACAAACAAUAUGGCCGAAUACGAGGCUUGUAUCUUUGGUAUUGAAGCUGCUAUCGAUCUUAGAAUUAAAAUCCUGGAAGCCUAUAGGGACUCAGCCUUGGUAAUCAACCAAGUCAAAGGAGAUUGGGAUAAUAGAGAUCAUAAGCUCAUUCCUUACAAAGAGCAUGUCUUGAAACUAGUCCCCUACUUCGAUGAAAUUACAUUCCACCACAUCCCUCAAGAAGAGAAUCAGUUAGCUGACGCUUUGGCAACUUUGGCGUCCAUGUUUAAAGUUAAGUGGAAGAACAAAGCGCCGUCCUUUCACCUGAACUACUUGGACGAACCUGCUUACUGUCUGGCAGCAGAAGACGAAGCUGAUGGUCAUCCUUGGUUCCAUGACAUCAUGAAAUUCUUAGAGAACCAAGAGUAUCCCGCGGACGCGUCCAUCACCGACAAGAAGUAUCUUCGAAAACUGUCUUCCAAAUUCUUCUUAAUUGGAGGGGUAUUAUACAAGAGAAAUUAUGAUUCGGUUUUGCUUAGAUGUGUGAACAAGCGAGAAGUAAACCAUAUUAUAAUGGAAAUUCAUGAAGGAUCCUUUGGGACGCAUGCCAGUGGGAGCACUAUGGUGAAGAAAAUUUUAAGGGUCGGAUACUACUGGAUGACUAUGGAGGUUGACUGUCAUCGCCACGUCCAAACCUGCCACAAGUGCCAGAUCUAUGCUGAUAAGAUCCAUGUGUCGAUAAUGCCUCUCAAUGUCCUAACAUCACCUUGGCCUUUCGCCAUGUGGGGCAUUGACGUGAUCAGACGCAUAGAGCCAACUGCCUCGAACGGACACCGCUUCAUCCUUGUAGCCAUUGACUAUUUUACAAAAUGGGUAGAAGCAACCUCGUACGCUAACGUUACCAGACAAGUGGAAUUGGAUCGAGGGGAGCAUUCAUUCUUUCCAGGUUGUUUCAAGGUCUCUGCUAGUUUUGACAUUGAUUCUGAUAUCCUCGACCCUAGGCUCGUUGAUUUGCAUGAGGAGCAGUCCAUAGUUGCUGGUAUAGCCCUAUGGGCAUUGCUGGUUACCCAUAAGGAUAUCACGACACUGAAAAUUAUGACCACUAAGAAGAUGAAGGAUCAUAAGGUCUGGCUGGUGCACUAUGAGAAUACCUAA